GGUAAAUGUUCCUCCUGUCAGCUGGUUAUUUUUUCUCCUAUUUUCUCUUUUCUCCCCCUUUUUUCUUAUAAAUCCAGGGCAUUUGUUAUUCACGUCCUGAUCGUUUAAAAAAGUGAACGGGGCAAAUCCCCCUCUAUUUUUCUGUUAGAAAAAGGCCUACAAUGAUAAAUAGCUUAGAUAAAAAAUCUGUCCAGCUACUAGCUACCCAAGCUGCCUGGAUCUACUAUAAAAUGACAGAGAAAAGGAAAAGAAUAAAGCAUUCUUUUUUCUAUUUUGAAAUCAAGAAAGUAAAACUUUAUUUUAAAAAUAUACAGGCGGGGGCGAGUAAAUGAUAGGGGAGGCCGUAGUGUUUUUGUAAUUUCAAUCUUGGGAAAAAGGGUUGUGUGUAAAAAAAGUUUUUUAUUGCAAAGAUCAGU
Messenger RNA from Meloidogyne enterolobii, 416 nucleotides. The record is from the annotation of a GenBank genome assembly. NCBI's taxonomy places the organism in Eukaryota, Metazoa, Nematoda, Chromadorea, Rhabditida, Meloidogynidae.